AUGGCCGCCGCCAAGGCGCUGGCGGCCGCGCUGGCCUCGCUGCUGGCGCGCCCCGCGGGCGCGGACCUGCCAAUCCACUGCACGCUGGCGGACGCGGUCGGCGAGUGGACGUUCCACGUGGGCCCGGCGCAGCCGGUGAACGGCGAGCUCCCGGCCUGCGGGCACAGCCUGCCCAAUUCGGUGGAGUCCAUGUUGAGGAUCAACCACUCCAGCGUGGUUCCGCCUUCGGCCGCAGAGACCCUCUCCAUCACGCUCACCGAGGAGAUCGCCGAGCAGCCUGAGAGGCACCUCAGGGCGCGCGACGGCUCCGGCGCCGAAGGGAUGUGGACCAUGGUGUACGACACCGGCUUCGAGGUCCGGGUUGGGGGGCGCUCCCUCUCGGGCGGAGUUUAUGAUUAUGCUGCUUUGUGCCCCUCGAACUGA
Molecule: messenger RNA, 423 nt
Organism: Prorocentrum cordatum
Lineage: Eukaryota; Dinophyceae; Prorocentrales; Prorocentraceae
Source: the annotation of a GenBank genome assembly